GCCCCCUCCCUGCGUUCCUGCGCUCACGGUCCCGAGGUCGACUCAGGUGAGGGGGUCGGCCCGGAAGUCGCGAAGGAGCUUGCGGCGGAACCGUGCAGGCCUGCUCCUCAUCCCUGCAGGAAGCCAUGGCGAAAAGCAGAGCCGCCGAACGCUCGCAGACGGAGCCCCUGCAUGCGAACCCCGCCGGGGACAAGACCACGGGGGCGCGAGGAUCCCUGGCGCUGGACAGGGACCAUUUGAAGGAAAAAGCCUGUGCAGAAGCUGGGUCAGCAAGAACGUCACUUCUUAUAUUGGUGUCCAUUUUCUUAUCAGCAGCUUUUUUUAUGUUUUUGGUAUAUAAAAAUUUUCCACAGCUUAGUGAAGAAGAAAGAGUGAAUAUGAAGGUUCCCAGAGAUAUGGAUGAUGCCAAGGCUCUAGGAAAAGUUUUAUCCAAAUAUAAGGACACCUUUUAUGUACAAGUACUUGUAGCUUAUUUUGCUACAUAUAUAUUCUUGCAAACAUUUGCUAUUCCGGGCUCUAUAUUUCUCAGUAUUCUCUCGGGGUUCCUUUACCCCUUUCCACUAGCCUUAUUUCUUGUUUGUUUGUGUUCUGGACUUGGUGCCUCAUUCUGCUAUAUGCUCUCCUAUUUAGUUGGGAGACCAGUUGUAUACAAAUACUUAACAGAAAAAGCAGUCAAAUGGUCACAACAGGUUGAACGCCAUCGAGAACAUCUCAUUAACUACAUCAUAUUUUUGAGAAUAACACCAUUUCUGCCUAACUGGUUUAUUAACAUUACGUCUCCUGUGAUAAAUGUGCCAUUGAAAGUUUUUUUUAUUGGCACUUUUCUAGGUGUUGCACCUCCCUCUUUUGUCGCAAUUAAGGCUGGAACAACACUGUAUCAGCUCACAACCGCAGGGGAAGCGGUUUCAUGGAACUCAGUAUUUGUCCUCAUGAUUUUAGCCCUCCUCUCUAUUCUGCCAGCCAUCUUCCAAAAGAAACUAAAGCGGAAAUUUGAGUAAAAAUCAUCUGGUUUUAGUUUUCAGAUCAUCUUCAUCACUGUCACUAUCAUCUCAGAAUUGGCAGGUUCAUGUGUUAAAUGAUCUCUUCAGUAAUUGAAACUGGAAUUGUUGAAAUAAAAUUCAUUAUCAGACAGAAUAAUGCAUUUCAGUAGUAAGGAAGAAACAAAAGGAAAAAUGAAUAUACUAUGAGGGGCCAGAGCCAUAGC
Messenger RNA from Suncus etruscus (white-toothed pygmy shrew), 1204 nucleotides. RefSeq names its product transmembrane protein 41B (gene TMEM41B). Gene Ontology annotation, cellular component: endoplasmic reticulum membrane. The transcript is spliced from 7 exons. The record is from RefSeq and is a predicted model, not a curated record. NCBI's taxonomy places the organism in Eukaryota, Metazoa, Chordata, Mammalia, Eulipotyphla, Soricidae. The coding region runs from base 126 to 998 and encodes 290 amino acids.